GCCACGUACAUCCGAUCUGAAGAGUGUCUGGAUCGUGAUAUUUGACGCUAAACAGUAACAGCGGGUUGUUUUUUAAUUCCGAAUUGUGAUAAGAGUGAUUAAGUGUCUGUAAUCCAUGUGGACCACUUGCUGCGCGUUCGAUGAAAGUUUUUAUUCUGGCGGCCGGUCGCGGCACGCAUUGAACCAUGUUCAGCAAAAAACUUCACGUAGACGUCAAAAAGUCAACGCACAAGAUCCAGGACGUUAAAAAAGACAGUGCCACGAGAUUCAAGCAUCUAAAAAUCGUUUUGGAGAAUGUGGACACAGAUGAAGCGAAAGGGUUCUUUGAAGGAAACUUCAGCCAUAUUUACUUCAUUCUCUACGACUGUUUCGUGUCAGCAGAAGCAAAUCUACGUCAACGUGAACUUUCCUUCCAUCUUGUGCACAAGGCACACAGGGAAGAGUUAGAACAAGUUCUGCAGCUUCUGGAAAAAGUUUUGACUCUUCUCCCAGAGCUGCUGAACAGAAGAUGGCAGUGUCACAGUCUAGCGAGAAUUUUGCACAAAUUGUUGCACCCAGGCAACAGUUGGAAACUUCGCAGGCAGGCUAUAAGGUACUUUGUCUUGUGGUACCAAGCACUAGGAGACAAUGCUCCAGAGCACAUCCAUCAAAUGUUUGCUUGCCUAGUGCCUGGAUUCCCUCCACGACAACCUUCACCCUUCAAGUCAGAGAGAAAAGCGGAUGGAAAAAAUUCUCGCACAAAAACAACGAGCUGCGAUGAGAAGGACAAAAGAGACUUUUAUGAUACGCAACUCAAUCAGAGUCUAUUUCAUGACGGAGGUUCUAAUCAUGGACCGAUCAGUCAAGUCGAUGGUGGUCCAAUUUUACCACCUCAGAGUGGAGAGAAACCUCUUGAUAACGAAACUGUUAGAUUUUUGGAAGCUUUGCUCGAAUUUAUGGUGACUCAGGUAGUAAAGGUAGAAUGGAGAGAUAAGCACACUCGGCAGUACAAAUCCUUUCAGUUUUUGCUGGAGCGAUUUAAAGGUACUUAUCUUCGUCAUAUUUGUCCGGAGUUCAAUGACAAUUCCUCUCUCUACAAGCCUAACCUAGAAAUGCCCAUGAUGCGAAAACCAACCAAUCAGAAUGAUAACUACGUUCUUUGCAAGGUGGCUCUUAUCAAGUGGAUUGCAAGCUACACUCAUGUUAUGAAAAAAGAUGGUCCUUUCGCUCAACUUUCUCAAAGUUCAACGUCCAACGAUGAAGGCACCGAGCCGGACUUACGUAGGGUCCCGGUCCAUCAAAAUUCGGUCGACUCGAAUUUACUCUCCCCUGAAUCGAACCCGAGUCAACACGAAAGCCUGGGUCAGGAGGACAGUGCCUUAUCGGCAGUAGUCUUAGUGCGAGAAGUUUUAUAUGGUAAUCGUGACAACGUGAAUUUUAUUCACGAAUUGUACAGGCAGGCAUUUUUACUGGACUUCACACACGCCGGAGCUAUUCGGAAGGCGAUUGGCGCUUACAAAGACUGGAUACAAAUGAACGAGAUUCCACCUUUCAUGUUGGAACCACUAGAUGGACACAAGGAAAGAGAUUCAGAAGACUGUCAAAGAAAAGAAGAUGCUGACAAAAGUCCUCAAGAGUAUCAGAGGCAAAAUCGUCUCAGAAAUGACUCCUAUCUCGGGGCUAUUCACCGGGAAAAUUUAUUCGUGAGGGCCGGAUUGCAAAAUGUUUUGCAAGUGUUCAUAACGCAAGCGUCGAAUGUAUUUUUCUUAGAGCCUGUGAGUGGUACUGCGUCCGCGACACUUCUUGAGGAACAAACAGAUAGUUGCAAGAGAGUGCUAAACGUAUAUCGAUACGUUGUCAUGCACACAAGACUGGAACCUUCCACUUGGGAGCAGUUGCUCAGGGUAUUGUUGCAAAUAACUUCGCUGGUUCUCAGCGGGAAGAAAAAGAGAAAUCAAGACAGCAUUGGCGGAAAAUUGGCUCCUGCAAUUUUCCAGACUCUUAUAGUCACAUGGAUCAAGGCGAAUUUGAAUGUCGUCAUAUCCUCUCAACUCUGGGACCAGUUUCUUCAGGUUUUAACCUCCUUGACUCAAUGGGAAGAACUGAUUCGAGAAUGGGCGAAAACUUUGGAUACACUGACGAGAGUUCUUGCGAGACAUGUUUACAAUUUAGAUCUGAAUGAUUUACCUUUAGAUAGACUAAGUGAGCAAAAAUCGAAAAAACGUAGGGGUGUUGGAUGUCGUGCAGCAUCCACAGGAAGCGUUCAGCCUCCGAGAAGAGGAAGCGCCGAUCAAGAAUCUCAUCAAUCUUCCAAAGAUUGCACAACAGACCAUCCAUUCAGAGAAUUACGAAAAGUGCGGCCACUGCCACGAAGUGCGAGUGACAACAACCUUUACAUAUUAAAAUCCCGUACAAAACAACGAAUUCGACAUCACAAUGUACCAUCUGAAAUUCCGAUUCUCCCCAUGUCCAUAGAGCAAGACAUGGCCCGUCUAUUAGCAAAUAGUUCUGAUUCGUCGCGUGGAAAAAGAUUGCUCAUCAGACGUGCCAAAUCGUUGGAUAGCGUCAUCAUGGUAGAUAGUGAACCGCCAUCUCCACGUUGUCCUUCUCCUACGCCAAGCAGCGGAGUUGAUAGUAACAAGGAUAGUCCUAUUCAGAUUGAAAAUAUUGAUGGGAGUAGUAUUGAUUGGGGAAGGAGUACAGAGAAAGGAAACUGCUGCCACGGAAUAAGCUCGAAGGAGGGAAGGUCCUGGGCGGCCAAAAUAUUAGACGGAUUCCUGCUUCGCAGGGUAGGCGAGAGUUUGAAUAGUAACGAACAGGUAGUAUUCAGGGCUUCACACCAAUUACAGAGAUCUCCAGUCAGGGAAAAUAAAGCAAAGGGAGUAUCAGAAGAAGUUGCCGAAUCAGUCAAAGAAGGGACAUUGAAGGGGGAACGACAAGCAGAAGAGCUGAAUGAAGAAGGUUUAGUUGAAGUAACAAAUGAAAGCGAACUCGACGGGAACGAAGAGGGCGAAAUCGAGGAAGAGGUGACAGACGGUGUUGGAAACGCGAAACUGUGGUGCCUAUUGAUAACGGGAAUUCUGAAUCAAUGGUGGGACUCAAGAAUGCAAAAGGAAAUUAAUAAAUUUAAAAUACAGAUUGAAGAACUGAAAAGAGAAAUAGACGGAGGAUUAGGAAAAGAAGGCGCUACUUCGGCUCUGAGAAAAGUGAAAGAACGCGAGAGGAAACAAGCCGAAGAGCUGUCAGCUGUGAUAGAAGAAUCAGCGAGAGUACCAAGUUUAGUGACCUCCGUAUCAGCUGAUGAGGACUCACAGAUGACGAAAGAAACUGAUGUGGAAGAUACUUCACGGAUAACAAAGGAUAAGAGUAUAGUAAGAAUCAGAGAGAACUCAAGGAAAAAAAAACUUGGAACGGAUGAGCUGGAGUAUGAACUUGGCGAAAGAAUGAAACGAAGAAACAACAUCAUAGUACGAGGAUUUAGAUCUAGAGGAAGAGAUUUAGGAGAGGAAAUAAGAACAACUUUGCUGGACUUGACGGUAGUUAAUAUUCAGAUCAAAAGUCUUAGAUACAUAGCUGGUGGAGUCUUGAUCAAACUGGAUUCAUGGGGGAAAAAAAGGCGAUUACUGGUCAAUAAGCAUAAACUUGGUGGGACAGAAAUCUUCGUGGACGACGACUUGACGUGCAGAGAGCAGGAGAUCCAAGAGUGGAUACGAAGCAAGAUCGAGGAAGAUGGUACAGUGGAGAAGAAGCCUUUUCAUGGAAAAAGAGAGGAGAGAUGCGGAGUUUCAAGAGUGACUGAAAAACUAAGAGAAGUCCUACAAAAUAUGCAGGAAAAAGGAGAGAGAGUAAUUAUUUUAGGGAACUGGAAUGCGAGGAUAGGAGAGGAGAUAGGUGGUGGCGAAAUGGACACAGAUUUAGCUACGAACUAUCAUAAAAGUAGGGAAUCCGAAGACAAAACUGUAAACGCGGAAGGAACCAAAUUGUUAAAAUUUUGUGAGGAAAUGGGGCUAAUGAUAAUGAAUGGGAGGAUUGGUAAUGAUUGCAAAGGGAAGUGGACGCAUCUCGGAGAGGAUGGGGGUUCGAUUAUCGGCUACAUAAUUGAGUCUGAGGGAAUCGGAUACUCGGACAUAAAUGAUAUCGAGGUGGUAACUAGAAUGGAAUCAGAUCAUUUUCCAGUGACCUUUAAGAUAACUGGGAAGGAGAAAGCGGGGAAAGGAACUAGAGAGAAUAAUAGAAAGAAAAGAGAACGUAGAGAGAGGCCAGAAAUAGAUGGAGAGCGAAUAGGUUAUAGAUUAGUGUUGGAUGAAAGGGGAACUUGUACAAAGCACACAGAGCAAAUAGCAGGAAAAGCCAGAAUUACCGCGAAUGCAGCAUGGGGAGUCUUAAAGAGACCAGGAGUUAAUAGAUUGGGUAAAAGAUUGUAUCUUAUGGACACGUUAGUAAAAGCAGGAGGGAUGUAUGGCGUUGAAAUCUGUGGCUGGGCUAAAAGAGAUUCGAUAGAAAAAAUGCAAGGUAGGUUCGUUAAAAUGGCAAUGGGAGUUGAUAGCACAACUCCAGGUUACAUAUGGAGAAUGGAGGCAGGAAGACAGAGUCUAGAGAUCGAGGCUAGGGCGCGAGCAAGCAAGUACCUUAUACGAAUUUGCGGAAUGGACAAUGAGAGGUGGCCGGAGAUCUGUUUAAAGGAAGAGUUGAGGGGAAUAAAAAAUAGAAACCCCUCGAGUUUGGGCAAUACAUUUGAGAAAGCUUGCAGAGAUGUAGGUGGCGGAAUAACUGCAGAGUUACUUUGGGAAGGAUCUUCGAUAUUAUUCACAUCUCCGAGAGCAGACAACAUUCUUCUCCAUAAGACGACUGCUACAUCUGGUAACCAUCCCCGAACUCCACCUCCUGCCAUAACUGAUCUUUUUUCAGAUGCAUCGUUCAUUCGACUUAAUCAAGGAGUUUCUGGCGACAAUCAGGUAACACCCCCUGCCCCGGAACUAAUUCCACCUCUGACAGUGAUUGCUCCUUGGUGUUUUAAGGCUAUUCAACUGCCACCACAAUAUGAAGUAGGAAAACUGGCAGCUUAUCGACUAAUUUGCCUCUUGACGAUCCAACCUCUUGAUAUCAGUUUACCGAAAUCGCAUUUGACUCUUUUUUAUCGAGCUGUGCACAACGGAAUUUCCAGUAAUGACAUUAAAAUUCUUCACACUCUUGUCAAAUAUACUGGACCCAGAUUAUUCAGUUUAAAUCUCCCUGGAUCGAGUCUUCUUAUUUUGGAUUAUAUCCAAGCUGCAAAUGUCAUUCUCAGCAGUCCAGAGAUCGAGGCGCCAAGGACGGAAGCAGUUUCGAUUCUCGGAUCCUUAUUAUCCUUGCCGAGCACAGCAUCAAAGUUACCAGUUUUGCAACCAGAUAGAACGGACAUUCUAACAACAACCUGUCCCUAUGCAAAUGAUCACAUCGUGGCAAUUUUGAUGAGAUCUUGUAAACGAGAACCAACCGGAAUUGCAAGAUGUAUCGCUCUUUCCAGCAUUGCGAUGUUCGUCUACCGAGAACUUUCUUAUAAAUCUCAAAAUCGAACUGUUCCAGAAGCGAUUAUGGUUCUUCUUCUUGCACUUAGAGCAACUCACGCAACAGUGUCUCAAGUGGCUUGCGAUUGUCUUCUUCUACUUUGCGAUAAAACGGACACUUUACUCGAAUUUUAUCCGAAUAUGCCAGAAAAAAUAAUCCAGAAUUUAUCGGAAACUUUGGGCCAAACUACGAUGCCAGAAAGACGGAGUGCAUUGACAAUUUCGAUGCUCUUCUGUUUGGGUGAAUGGGCCAUGCAUCUUGGCCCAACUGUUCUACAGCGUGUUUACCAAGGAAAACCUCUUCUUCUGACACUGUUUACAGUUUUGGAUAACAUAAUUCAAAACAAGGCUGGAAAGAAUCUACAAGAUAGCAAAAUUCAACCAGAGUUUGAGGAUUUCGAUCCUGAUAUUGCCCUGGACAAUUUGUCGUAUGAAUCUCAUUCUAAAUCACCACGAAGAGGAAAUAUCCAAUCUGUACAACUGGCAGCGAAAAUGGUAAUGAUGCAUCUGGUGAAUCAUCUUGGCCACUUUCCAAUGGGAAUCGGAGCCGCACGUUUGUCAUCUUUAGUCGUAGAACUGGAUGAUGUCCCAGGAAUAGACAGCGACGAACUUUCAUCUGCAGUUUUCCACGCACCCAACAUUCAAAUGUUAAUGCUAUCCAGCUCUAUAAUAAUGUCUCUGAUCGAAUUAGAAACCCUGGAUGCACCAGGAGGUGGUGUCACCGCAGGAUUGACGACAGCCCCUUGCAUGGUGAGAGUUUUACUCCGGGACUUAACAGGAAAAGCUUCUUGGGACAGUUCCAUUCUGUACAAUCAGCCCACGAAUGACGAGGAUAUCAGAAUGCCUGGCGUCAAAGCAGUUGACUGGGGAUUUAAAAUGGAAAAAGAGGAAUUAACAAGUGUGCUACCAUUGAUGAGUUGUCCUCCUAGACAUACAAUGAGACAUCGAGAACCUCAUAUUCUGCCGACCUUCGCAAAUGCAGCGAGUGAUAUGGAUAAUUUAGACGACUUGCUUCAGUAUAUUGGAUACACUAGCCCGGAAGUAUUAACAAAUCCGGAAGUAACUUUGAACGCGCCGGCUAAUUCUCCUCAGGCUCAUCAUCUCGAAAGUGAAACAAUUGCUACUAUUCUCAACCAACGAAAUGCUGAACGGGAACAUAUUAACAACUGGAGUCAACAUAUCAGCAUGUGCGCUUCUUCCGUGAAUCCGCCAGUGUGCCGACUGCCUCCAGCUCCUUUUCAUCACUGCCGCCUCUUAUUUUCUCACCUGGGCCUGUCUGGCUGGGAACAGAGAAGGAGACUCCACAUUCUCGCCAAGAACGAAAAGCUCCUUCGGGAAUUGCGUAACCUGGACAGUCAGCGAUCGAGGGAGACUCACAAGAUGGCAGUAAUUUACGUCAGCCAUGGCCAGGAAGAUAAGAAUUCCAUACUGAGCAAUGUCACUGCCAGCAAAGAGUACGAGAACUUCGUAGCAAGAUUGGCUUGGGAGGUGGAGCUCGAAUCCCACACGGGUUUUCUCGGAGGACUUGUUCCUGGCAAGGCUUCCGGAGUUACAGCCCCCUAUUUUUCCACAUCAUUCUCUGAAGUGCUUUUCCAUGUAGCCACGAGAAUGCCCUCCGACAGCCCGGAAAGCCUUUUGCAAAAGACGAGGCAUCUUGGCAAUGACGAAAUCCACAUAGUCUGGUCAGAACAUUGGCGAGACUAUCGUCGUGAUAUAAUUCCAACAGAAUUCUGCGACGUUUUGAUAGUUAUCUACCCACUGCCUAAUGCUUUAUACAGAAUUCAGAUAUCCAGAAAAUCGGAAGUUCCUUUCUUCGGGCCCCUUUUUGACGAGUGUAUUGUCGAAGACAACGUUCUGCCUGGUUUAGUGAGAACAACAGCUUUGGCAGCAAGCAGAGCUAAGAGAUCCACUCUUAGUCUUUACCAACACUACUACGAAGAAAGGUCACGAUCGAUUGAGACAGUCACGAGAAAUCACAAAGAAGCGAUGACUUUUGAAGAAUUUGCAGCGAAUGUUUAUUCUCCUAUUCAGCCUCAAAGUCCUUUCAGUGGAGCUUCUUCCGUAUCAGGAUCUACGAUGAGUGUGCAGUCGACAGCCUCUUCGAACCUGGCAGCAGCGUUGAUAGAUUCAAAUCAGGGCAGAUCAGGUCUGCGAAGCAGUUCGACAGCUAGCAGUGAUAAUCGCGCCAACAGAGUUUCGGACGGAAGUCGCGUUUGGUUUAGCAGCGAUACUCAAGAAAGCACCCUCCAUGGCAUUUCUCCAAGACCAGUCAAGAAAAUGUCUUUUAAAAGUGGGCCAAAAUUACGAGGAACUUCUCAACCCACGCCACCUGACAGUCCUCGAUACACAUGAAGAAGAUUUCCAACGAGAAAAUUAAAGAGCUCUAUGGCUGUACUUUAAAUUUACAGUUUCUUAUAUCAAAGCAACUAACAAAUUUUUCAAGCUCUCGUGCCAGAAUCUAAACGCUGAGCACAAUGCAAGUGACAGAAAACUUGUUUUUUGUCCUCGCCAUUCUAAUCGGUUAUCAAAUUUCCGAUGAGCACUAGACUUUUUUUUCUCCGUCCUUAGGUUUACAUUUGUAUUGUAUUAUCUCUGUACAGAAGGUCCUCGACCGUUUGUAUCAUGACAAUUAAGUUAUUUGGAUUUUAGGAUUGUAGGAUGAAAACACGAUAGGGAAGUUUCACGAGCACUGAUUAUUAUUGCACGUUAUCAAAAUUUGAAUUUCUCGAAUUCAACACUUUCGUGAAGUUUCCAAUUUUAAUUCGACAUACGUUCCAAGUUGCGUUUUCUCUUCUGGGAACAGUCUGAAACACCAAGUUAUUUAAAACGACUUUUAUCAAAAUAAAAAAAAAACAGGGCUAGGUUAAUUAAUUGAUGAAUUUUUAUAACUAUCAAAAAUAACGUUAACAAUUUUAAUCUAUUUUUCGCUUCGUUCGCUGUAACAAAUGUAGUGAAGAUGCCAAGCGUUAGAGAUUGUACAUUCCAGAAAACUAUUUCGCCUGCUGUAUUUAUUUACUAUUAGAGAAAAUACAAGUCGAAGUUUGUACUCUGAUUGUAUUAAUUCCAUAUUUGAAGACUACUUAGCAUUUUUGAUACUAAUGGGAUAAGUAGUUGAAGAAGAAAGCGAAUUUUCGGUCAGAAAGAAAAGUGAAAAUUCCGUAGAUCGAAGGAAUUGAAGGUGAUUCCAAACUCGAAAUCGCGCGUUCUCAUUUUCACGCAUUUCAUCGACUGACUCAAUUCAAAAAGGUAGCAAGUAUUAGCGAUGAUAGGUAAUGUUCAGAUUGCAAAUCAUGGCCAAAGCAGCAUUAUUUUUUCACUAAUUUUUAGUCAAUCGUGAGAAUCAUUGUACGUACUGUAAAUAAGACGAGAGAUAUCGUUCAAUGAGCAUAAUCGAGACUGACACACGACGUCUCAAAUAUUGAAAACAUUUAUUUUUCAUAUAAAUAUUUAUCUACCGAGAUUUUUUACCCGAAGCAGCAGAGAUUUCAUUGUUAGCUUCCAAAAUGUGCCUCUUGUAAAAUUAUCGAGGUUUAAUUAACAGGAUGGCCACUGGACCGAGAAAUGAUUGGCAAUUUAAUAUUUUAUUUCGACUCUUUUCUUUUUGUAAGUUUAUUUCUUGAAUUUGAAAAAGAGUGAACCGUAUAAGCAAUGGGAUCGAUGAUAAUUAAAAUUUUUUAUAAAAAACUCUAUUGUAAAUAUAAUAUUUAAUUAAACAGGUGUAUUUUUAACCGAAAAGUCUACCAAAACCGAUUAAUUUUAA
Messenger RNA from Belonocnema kinseyi, 9285 nucleotides. RefSeq names its product probable Rho GTPase-activating protein CG5521. Gene Ontology annotation, molecular function: GTPase activator activity. The transcript is spliced from 33 exons. Lineage: Eukaryota; Metazoa; Arthropoda; Insecta; Hymenoptera; Cynipidae. Bases 186 to 7877 code for a protein of 2563 amino acids. Gene Ontology annotation, cellular component: nucleus; cytoplasm. The record is from RefSeq and is a predicted model, not a curated record. Gene Ontology annotation, biological process: positive regulation of GTPase activity; regulation of small GTPase mediated signal transduction.